UGGCGGUUAUAGGCAAUAAAGGUGUAUGCAUGUUAUUUUGUGAUAUUGAAAACAACAUGGCUGCCGGCUGAAACAACACUGAAUGAGGGAAGAAGCCAGGAAUAACUGGCAACCAGUGUUUAUUGUUGAAAUAUUACCACAACCAACUUUGCCUAAUUUGGAAAUAUUUUACUAAAGAAACCGUUAAAGAGGAUACACCGAAGUCGUCAUAAUAAUUAAAGUUUCAAGAUGAUGUGCGAUAUUAUGCCGACCAUCAGUGAGGAUCGAACGAGCAACAUCGGUGCAGAUGGAGCUGAAGAAGAAGAAGACAAGGCAAAUCUUGAGCAACUUAUGGUUACUGUGUUGGAUGAACGAGACAAAUUAGUUGAAACUCUGCAGGAGGUGAAAGACAACUUGGCUACCACAAACUCAAAGCUGGCAGAAGUUGAAAAAGAAAGGGAAUUUCUACUAAAACAACUCAACAAUACCAUGCCACCCGAUUAUGCAAGUUUAACAAAGGAGCUUAACCAUGCAAGGGAAAGACUUCUUGAGUGCACUGAAGAAAUAAAUGACAUGAAAUCUGAAAGAAACAAUACCAGGCUUUUGCUUGAACAUUUGGAAACUCUAGUCUCGCGUCAUGAAAGAUCGCUUCGAAUGACUGUGGUCAAGCGGCAACAGCAACAAAAUGCCGGCGUCUCCUCCGAGGUGGAAGUUUUAAAAGCUCUUAAGUCUUUGUUUGAACAUCAUAAAGCAUUGGAUGAAAAGGUAAGAGAGAAAUUAAAAGCAGCAUUGGAACGUGAGAUGCAUUUGGAAGAACUGUUGGAAUCGUCCAGUAGAGAAAAUAAAGUUCUUCGUGAACAAGUCAACCAACUUAAGCUACAGAAUCAGAGUGGAAGUGAUGAAAGCUUAAAGAAAAGCAACGACACAAAGAUUAAAAACGGAACUCCGAUAACAAAUGGUAAUUGUGAAGUAGAAGAAGAAGCAAACCGGAUCGUUCUCCUUCAAGAAACGAACGAAAAACAAUCAGCCGAACUCAACCAUGUCCGGCAUCGAGUAAACACAAUGCUCUCAAGGAUCGCAGAGCUGGAAGAAAGUCUUCAAAUUGCACGUAAAGAUUUGAUGCGAUCAGAAGAGGUGAGCAAUCGGACACAAAAAGAAUAUCGAGAUGCAAAUAAGAGUCGACUGGAGAUAGAUGAACGUGUGACCACACUUGAAAGAAGAUACCUCAAUGCUCAACGUGAAGCAGCUUCUGUUCAUGAGUUGAAUGAUCGAUUAGAAGCAGAACUUGCAAAUCGAGAGGCUGGCAUGAGACAGCUUGAAGAAAGGAAUGACAUUUUACAAGAAAGAAUUAAAUCGGCUGACCUUAAGCUCCAGCAAUCUCUACGUAGAGCUGAAGCUUUGCCGGAGGUUGAGGCUGAACUUGCCCAGCGAGUAGCAGCGCUCACAAAGGCAGAAGAACGACACGGUAAUGUUGAAGAGAGACUAAAAUCAAUGGAGUCAAAGCUUGAGGAAAAAUCACAAGAGCUGGCAAGAGCAAGGCAACGUGAGAAGAUGAAUGAAGAACACAACCAACGUUUAUCGAGCACCGUGGAUCGCUUGCUUGCAGAAUCGAAUGAAAGAUUACAACUUCAUCUGAAAGAAAAAAUGGCUUGUCUGGAAGAAAAGAACUUUUUGACGUCUGAAUGCGAUAAAGUGAAGAAGCUGCUUGAGGACUCGACCGUUGAUAAGGAACGACUUCAGAGAGCUGCUGACAAAUUACAUUCAGAACUUAACAUUUACAAAGCGUCAAAGACUUCAUCAUUAGAUCGUAGUUCCACCUCCAUCAUCCCUCACUCCAUGACAUCCCGGACUGUCCAGAGUCUUCCAAGAGUAGCAGGAAGUACUCCGGACCUCACUCAGCAUCGUCGGAUCUUCCCAUCCUCUGCAUCAGCUGUUCCUGUGAUGCCGGAGCAUUAUGUUGAAGCAGAUGGAAGCAAUAUACCUCAUUAUGCAACAUACAGACCUGGUGGAGACAACUACCUUCGACCUUCAAAAGCGAGGGUUGAUACUUUAAGACAUGACCCUGAUAAGGUUCAUACACUCAAUGAACAGGAAUGGGAGCGUGCCCAGCAAGCUGAUAUUCUGUCUCAAGUACAGAAAGCCUUUGAAGGAAGUUCUGCUUCAUUACAACCGUCAAUAUGCACCACAACUGUCACUUCAGAAAUGGAUGACAGUAUAUACUCUGCUGUGGAUCUGCUGUCACCUGGUGGUCAAACAGAUGCACAAUCUCUUGCUCACAUGUUGCAGGAUCAACUGGAUGCUAUUAAUCAAGAAAUAAGCAUACUCCAGGAGGAGAAGAUCUCAACUGAAAGGAGGGCUGAAGAAAUUGAACAAAGAGUCACAGAGCCGAGAAGACCGAUGUUCCAGCUCGACAGCGGAGCCGUGGUUUAUCCUGGGGGUAAUAUGACCCCAAGAUCUCAACCCACAUAUACUAAUUCCUCACCUUCAAGAUAUGACAGAAGUGGGCAAGGUCGAACAUUAGAUCCAGAUGAUUCCAAAAUAUCCCUGGAUGGUUCAUGUGGUACACCUAACAGCAGUGCUGGUAGUCAAGAAUCUAUCCAGAAGGGUUCAACCCCCCCUGCUGUUCCCAACCCUUCUAGCAAAAAGAAAAGUGUAAUAAAGUCCUCAAUAGGUCGUCUGUUUGGAAAGAAAGAUAAGAUUCGAAUGUCGCGCCAUCAUCAGCUGGCAGUGGCCAACAACACUUCGUUCGCCAACAUGAGUGAACAGAUGUCCGGAUCCGGUUCAACGGUUUCAGUCACAGAUGACCGGUCAACGUCUAAUGACUCGCUUGACAUUGUCAGUACCGGUCAUCAGAGGGAGCAAGAGAGAAGAAUGAAAAAGAAACAUGAAAACCUUGAAGAAGUAAGAAGAUGUGGAACACCAUUUGCUGCUUGGAAUGGACCUACAGUUGUAGCUUGGCUAGAGUUAUGGGUUGGCAUGCCUGCGUGGUAUGUUGCAGCGUGUCGGGCAAAUGUAAAGUCCGGAGCAAUCAUGUCGGCACUUUCGGACACCGAGAUCCAGCGUGAGAUCGGGAUCAGCAAUCCUCUACAUCGACUUAAACUAAGACUUGCCAUCCAUGAAAUGAUAAGUUUGACGAGUCCUUCCGCCCCUCCCACCUCAAGAACGACUACUGGCAGUGUGUGGAUGACACACGAGGAGGUGGACAGUCUGACAAAUCAGAUUCCACUCACGGAUGAUGAGGCUGGGUGGGCUGAGACACUUGCGUAUGGCGAUAUGAACCAUGAAUGGAUCGGCAACGAUUGGCUUCCGAGUCUAGGACUUGCUCAAUAUCGCUCCCACUUCAUGGAGUGUCUUGUGGAUGCAAGGAUGCUCGAUCAUCUCACCAAGAAAGAUCUUCGUCAACAUCUUAAGAUGGUGGAUGGUUUCCAUCGCUCUAGUCUUCAGUUUGGUAUUUUAUGUCUGAAAAGAUUGAACUACAAUAAGAAGGAACUUGAACAACGCAGGGAAGAAUCUGCAGAUGAAGUGAAAGAUGUCUUUGUAUGGAGCAACCAGCGAGUAAUACGCUGGUUACAAGCUGUUGGUUUGCGUGAAUAUGCUGGCAGAUUAUCAGACAGUGGAAUACACGGUUCAGUAAUUGCACUGGACAACACAUUUGAUGCUGAAGCAUUCGCGUUGGUACUUCAGAUACCAAAUCAAAACACGCAGGCACGCCAAAUAUUGGAACGAGAAUUCAGCAACCUUAUUGCUUUAGGAACAGAUCGACAAUUAGAAGCUGAUGAAUCAGACUCAAAAAACUUUCGUCGCAACCCGUCGUGGCGAAAGAAACGUUCCCGUCCAGCAGUCGUCACCACUUCCCCUUCUACUAUCGCCGGCGUAAACGCUGACUCAGUAAUCGUCGGUCAGAGGCUUGAAAACCACAACUCGACGGGCUUCAGUGGGGCCGUACUUCGACCCGCGAGUCCAUUCCGACCACCCCAUCAUUUAGUAGAAGGAGUUUCCACUGCGAGGAGGGGAGAUGAUUUGAAAAAGAAAAAGAAAAGGUGAUGAAUGCUUCCACCGUGUUGCUUGUGCAUCCAAAUGCACCGGCUCCCACGUUGCCAUAACAACCACGUCAUCAUCAUGUGAUGGACAAGUUCGAUCCUUCACCUGCUAGCAGCUCCCAACACUCAAACAAAUCCUAAACGCUUUGGUCCCCAUGCGCGGUGGUCGGACGAAGACCACACGAUACGGUAACGCCUGGUGAUGUUUUGUGCUUGCCGAAAACGGGGUAAGGUCCCUUUUUAUUUUCGUUUUGUUUUUCGUUGAGUUUUUAGCUGCCCACAAACUAUUGGAGCCGGAGGAAAAUUCGGUGCUAACUUACCACUGGUAUCUGUCCUUUUAACCAUAUGGUACUGGCCGUUACUUCAUAUAUCAGUUUAGCAACCAUGCACUGCCAUUUUCACUAUUCUUCACACAUUAAUGUACAAAUGGUACACCAUAAAGCAGGCAAUGCUUACAUAUUGGCGAAUGACAGCACUACCUCCAUUGUUGAUUUUGCCAACCUUCCAAAAUAUUCGCAACUCGCUUGACUCUCUCCUGUACGUAUCGUAUCGUCCAUGGUUGCGAAAGCAACUUCGUUUUUAACUUUCUUCUGUGUUUGGUAUGUCCCGCUUUACAGACCGAUGCAGUAUUAGGCCCCUUUCUGUAAUUCGUUUUAAAACUGUGAUCCAAACAUAUUAAGUCAAUGCAACUCGCAGUACCGAGGUGCUAUCUACUGAACCAAAAGCCAUCCAUUUUGUGCAAAUGCAGUUAAAUAGUCUCUAAACCCAAUGUAUUCCAACUUUCGGGGCGUUUUAAUCCAACUCUUUCUUACCAUUUGAAUAACAUCAUGGACCGCCAUGAAAGAUAAUCGUAUUGUGCUCCAUCGUUGGUGCUCUCUCCAUCUUUCUUCCUUUUAAUUUAAAUGUUCAAGUAUUCCAUGUCUGACUUUGCGGUCGGUGGGCCGUAUAUGUCACUAUACCAACAUUUCGCGCAGCAAGUACGGUUAAAUAAACAUCACAAAUAUA
This is a messenger RNA of Ciona intestinalis (vase tunicate), 5024 nucleotides long. The record is from RefSeq and is a predicted model, not a curated record. NCBI's taxonomy places the organism in Eukaryota, Metazoa, Chordata, Ascidiacea, Phlebobranchia, Cionidae.